CUGCAUUUUUGCUAGCAGCAGUCUCUGUUAAGUCCUUGAGGAUGAAGUCCCUGGCCCUGUUUUUCCUGCUGUUGGGGGUUGCUGCCUGUGCUGAUGUCUCCCCCCGAGCUGUGUGGGAGUUUCGCAGCAUGAUCAAAUGCACCAUCCCAGCCAGCCAUCCCCUGUGGGACUACGGGGACUACGGCUGUUACUGUGGCUUGGGAGGCAGUGGGACUCCGGUGGAUGAGCUGGACAGGUGUUGUCAAGUACAUGAUGCAUGCUACUCAAAGGCAACUAAACUAGACUCAUGCAAGUUCUUACUGGACAACCCCUACACAGAGAUGUACAAAUACAGCUGCUCCAAAGGGGAGAUUACAUGUCACACCAAAAACAACGAGUGCGAGAUGUUCAUCUGCAACUGCGACCGUGCCGCUGCCAUGUGCUUCGCCAAGGCGUCCUACGAUCCCGCGCACAGGAACCUGGACACCGCUAAACACUGCAAAUAGUCCCUUCGCCCGUCCGGGCCGGCCUGUCACUAAUAAUAAAGUCUUGUAACCACCCAG
Molecule: messenger RNA, 542 nt
Organism: Calypte anna (Anna's hummingbird)
Lineage: Eukaryota; Metazoa; Chordata; Aves; Apodiformes; Trochilidae
Gene: PLA2G1B
Product: phospholipase A2 group IB
Exons: 4
Coding region: 42-485 (147 amino acids)
Biological process (GO): fatty acid biosynthetic process; positive regulation of fibroblast proliferation; lipid catabolic process
Molecular function (GO): phospholipid binding; calcium ion binding; signaling receptor binding
Source: RefSeq, a predicted model, not a curated record